This is a messenger RNA of Thyridium curvatum, 465 nucleotides long. RefSeq lists its product as uncharacterized. NCBI's taxonomy places the organism in Eukaryota, Fungi, Ascomycota, Sordariomycetes, Thyridiales, Thyridiaceae. The coding region runs from base 1 to 465 and encodes 154 amino acids. The transcript has a single exon. The record is from RefSeq and is a predicted model, not a curated record.
AUGGGCGUCUUCGGCAUGGCGGCCUCGUACCUCGCCUUCGCGACGCUGCACUUCUUCCAGUUCGUGCUGGCCAUCACCGUCUGCGGCCUCUACGGCGUCGACCUCUCGCGCGCCUCCAAGGCCGGCGUGCGCUCCGACUCGCGCUGGGUCUACGCCGAGGUCGUCGGCGCCCUCUCGGCGCUGACGGCCCUGCUGCUCAUGGUGCCCUUCUUCCUGCGCUUCGCCGCCGUCUGGGUCUGGAACGUCGUGCUCUUCAUCCUGUGGAUCGCGCUCUUCGGCGUCUUCGCCAGCCUCUUCAUCCACGAGGACCCCGAGGGCAACGGCGACAUCCAGCGCAUGAAGAACGCCGUCUGGGUCGACCUCGUCAACGCGCUGCUGUGGCUGUUCACCGCCCUCGGCCACUUUGUGUACUGGUUCCGCCACAGGGAGCGCGUGUCGCGGUUCACGGGCCGCGCUCGGGUCUAG